This is a messenger RNA of [Torrubiella] hemipterigena, 333 nucleotides long. Lineage: Eukaryota; Fungi; Ascomycota; Sordariomycetes; Hypocreales; Clavicipitaceae. The record is from the annotation of a GenBank genome assembly.
AUGUUGCUCUUCUGCCCGCACUGCGCCAACAUCCUCACCGUCUCGCUAACCAACGGCCGCUCUAACCGCCUCGAAUGCCGCACAUGCCCCUACGAGCACGCCAUCGCCGAUCCCGUCUACUCGCGUCGUGAAUUCACCCGCCCAGAGCGCGAAGAUGUCUUUGGUGGCCCUGGUGCCUGGGACAACGCUCAGAAGGGCCGCGUCCAGUGUCCUGCCGACGGCUGCAAUGGCGACGAGGCUGCUUUUUACCAGGUGCAGAUUCGUUCUGCGGAUGAGCCUAUGACCAGUUUCUACAUGUGCAUGACGUGCAGCCACCGAUGGAGAGAGAACUAG